UUUUUAAAACUUUUCUCCAAUGCUAUAGAGCCAUUGCCAUGUCGGUCAACACUUGAAUAGAAACCUAGUUCACACCCCCGAUUUUGAAGUCAACACAGUCGCUACAGUCCCAUUCGUUUUCUUUGUAGCCUCGUUUGAAUGUCGCGGUUAUGCACAUUUGUACGGAAUGGGGUGAGUUUACGCUACCUUGGCUAAGCUGGACCACUGGGAAGCCUGCCUAUCCACAGCUCUCCCUUGUGAUGUGGCCAGCCUACUGAAGCUGUUCUGUCUGGAGCUUCCAUAACCCCCCCUCCUAGACAUCCACUCUGCCCUGCUAAAGGCCUAGUUACUGCUCACUGUGGAGUAGAGGACCUCAGGCCUCCCAGCUGCUGUCCUGCCUACUGCCUGACAAGAACUGUGCCUUCCUCACACUUUUUCCAUUUCCUCUCAAAGGUCUCCUGCAGGUGUGCUGAGAACAGUGACUAGUAACCUGGCUGUGGUCUAUGCCCCGAGCCACAGCCUGCUUCGCCAGGUCAGGCUCAACACAUCCAGUCCCUCAUCCCUGUUGGCCAGGUCAGGCUCCAGUCCCUCAUCCCUGUUGGCCAGAAUGGAUUCGUAGAAACGUUGGGUGUUUUUCAGCCAAAAGGCUGAGUGACGUGUCCGCCUGUCUCCUGGUCUGGGGAAAGCUGUACCGAACCCCCCUGGAAGAGCAGGAAGCUGUACCUAACCCCCCUGGAAGAGUAGGAAGCUGUACCGAACCCCCCUGGAAGAGCAGGAAGCUGUACCGAACCCCCCUGGAAGAGCAGGAAGCUGUACCGAACCCCCCUGGAAGAGAAGGAAGCUGUACCGAACCCCCCUGGAAGAGCAGGAAGCUGUACCGAACCCCCCUGGAAGAGCAGAAAGCUGUACCGAACCCCCCUGGAAGAGCGGAAAGCUGUACCGAACCCCCCUGGAAUAGCGGGAAGCUGUACCGAACCCCCCUGGAAGAGCGGGAAGCUGUACCGAACCCCCUGGAAGAGCGGGAAGCUGUACCGAACCCCCCUGGAAUAGCGGGAAGCUGUACCGAACCCCCCUGGAAGAGCGGAAAGCUGUACCGAACCCCCCUGGAAGAGCGGGAAGCUGUACCGAACCCCCCUGGAAUAGCGGGAAGCUGUACUGAACACCCCUGGAAUAGCGGGAAGCUGUACCGAACCCCCCUGGAAUAGCGGGAAGCUGUACCGAACCCCCCUGGAAGAGCGGGAAGCUGUACCGAACCCCCCUG
Messenger RNA from Oncorhynchus keta (chum salmon), 1240 nucleotides. Its product is annotated as foot protein 1 variant 1-like. The coding region runs from base 483 to 1184 and encodes 233 amino acids. The transcript has 5 exons. NCBI's taxonomy places the organism in Eukaryota, Metazoa, Chordata, Actinopteri, Salmoniformes, Salmonidae. The record is from RefSeq and is a predicted model, not a curated record.